This is a messenger RNA of Phoenix dactylifera (date palm), 837 nucleotides long. NCBI's taxonomy places the organism in Eukaryota, Viridiplantae, Streptophyta, Magnoliopsida, Arecales, Arecaceae. The record is from RefSeq and is a predicted model, not a curated record.
AUGCUUCCAGCGGACCGGGCUGAGUUCCGGAACUCAUCGCUGGAAGAGAUCGUCGACGGUACCUACCGCAAUACUGUUCGGCACAUUCACGAAGUCGACACCCUGAUAUUCAUCGCCCAAGGAUGUCAGGAGGAGACUCGGCGACUCAGCCGGCAGUUGGAGCCGGCCAGGAAGAGGGUCGCCGAGUUGGAGGCCGCGCUGGCUGAGGCCGAAGCGCGGAGGGAAGCGACAGAGGCUGGGCGACUAGCCAUUAUUGAGGAGCUCGAGGAGGAAAGGGCUGCUCAUUCCCUGGCCAAGUCGGUCCUGCGCGCUUCGGAGGUGCGUCUGGCGGAGACUCAGUCCGAGGUUGCGGGCCUCAAAUACGAGGGCGGGGUCUUGCGCCUGAAGGUCGAGCAACUUGAGGCCCGGAAAAGGAGGGCACUCGAGCGAGCCGAGCAUGCCGUGGACUUCUUCAAGGACUCGGACGAAUUCCGCGACAUGCUAGAGGAGGAGACCAUGGAUGGGUUCCUCCGUGGCUUCGAUAACUUUCGGAGGCAUAUGGCUCGGUUCUGCCCCCAGCUCGAUCUCUCAAUGAUUCGUCCGAGGAUGAGGUUGGGCACCGACUCCGACGAUGACGUUCCUGCUGCCCUCGCGUCCGAGGAGGAGUCUGCCGAGGCUGAGGCGGACGUAGCCGCGCCGGCGGUGACGGAGGCUCCCCCUCGCGAAAUCACCGAGGACGCUCCCGAGCCGCCCGCCGAGGUCACCGCCGCAGACCCCGAGCCCGUGUCCGCCGAAGGCCCCCAGGUCAUCGCCAUAGAUGACCUCGAGGGUGACGCCGACGCAACUGCCGCCCCUUAG